UAUUUCAAAAUGGAGCUGAGGAUACUGGUUGUGUUUCGAGUGUUUCUGAUUAUUCUGGUUUUAUUUUCUCUUGGUGUUGAGAUCAAUGAAGCCAGAGGGGGGCGUGGUGGCGGUGGUAGUCGAGGUGGGAGUCGUAGUGGGUCGAGAACAUCAAGAACUGGUAGCUCCACCAGCACGCGGAUGUACCGAGGUCCAUCGUACUCUAGAGGCUCAUGGAAGACAGCUGCAGCAGUUGGGGUGGUGUACGGCCUCAUGAGCUAUAGAACUCGAAGCCUGUACCUCCGAUACCCAAACAGAGAGCCAACCAUCUGCUUUAAUGAGAAGAAUCUGAAGAAUGAAACCUACGGCUAUUUCAUCUGCCCGGAUAAAACCCAGGCAGAUUCAUUCGACAAAUGCUGUGGCAGCAGCGAUGAACAGAGGUGUUGUAACCUCAAGGACUACCAGGCACAGAAGAAGACAGAAAGUAUUGCGGGAAUAGUUGUGGGAGUGAUCAUAGCGUGUGUUGCAAUAGCCGUGUUUGUCUACUGCUGCAUCAUCAAGAGAAGGCGUCGGGCAGCAGCAGCAGCCAAGGCCGGCAUAGUGAUAACUAAACCUGGCGAGCAACCACCAUUUAACCAAGAACAACAGCCUUUAAAUUAUAACACUUAUCCUCAAGGUAACGAACCUGGCAUGAUACCUCUCAACAGCUACUCUGACCAGCCCCAGCCCCCUAUGCCACCCCCAGGGGGUAUGAUGCCCCCACCCCCAGGGGGUAUGAUGCCCCCACCCCAGGGGGCUUACAACUCCGGAGGCCAGGGAUUACCCUACUCCAUGAGUCCAGCUGGUGCGAAUGAGUACCCGCCACCGGAACCAUACCCCCCAGGGCAGAUGCAGGGACAGGGCCCCAUAGGGUUUGAGGAAGGCAAAGGCCCCCUUCCGAAUGCUGAUGUUUCAGAGGGUCCCUGUCCUUACCCCAGCAACCCAAACCAGGGACCGUACCCCCCGCCUAGUGGCAAAGGCCCUCUUCCGAAUGCUGAAGUUUCAGAGGGUCCCUGUCCUUACCCCAGCAACCCAACCCAGGGACCGUACCCACCAUUUAGUGGUGGUUUUACGACCGAGGCAGGCAUUUCAGGUGGUCCCCAGCCAUAUCCCUAUGAUCCCAACCAGGGAUACCACCCUCCCCCUACGGGCCCAGCAACAUCUGUGCCGUCUGCCCCACCACCGCCUUACUCUGUCUGAAUCAGCCAAUCAGAGAGCCCCAAGCAACCUUCUGCUGAGAAGCUCCACCAACCAGAAGGUGCCUAAAAAUCUUAUGCUGAGUAGCAUGUCCAAUCAGAAAGCUUCUUACAACUUUCCUCUGAGAAGCUCAAACAAUCAGAAAGCCCUAUACACUUUUAUGUCGACAAAGUUUACCAAUCACCUUCUACACAUUACAAACCUGAAUGUUGAAAAUUAAUCAAUUAGAUGUAUGUAGUUACCUCAAUUCUGGAACAUUGUAAUGCAAUUGUUACUUAAUUAUUAUUUUUGUACCUUUUAAUCUCAUUAUCUUUUUAUACUAUUUAGAACAAAACAAAUAUUACAUUUUAGUUUUGGCAAUAAAUACAUGUGCAUGUAUAAUUAUUAAAUUAUAUCACUCCUGCUGUUUUUGACUUGAUAUAUAUUUAUAUAUAUAUAUAUAUACUAAACAAUGUAUAUAUCUCACUCAAGUGACGUCACUCUGACUAAAUUGUGUUACUGAGUUGUGCCCCUUUCAGAAAAACAAAACAAACCAGUUAUAUGCAUUCACACGUAAAACUCUGGUUUGUGUUUUAUUGACAAAGAAGGGUCUUUGUAGCUGUUGAAAACUUUGUGGAACUGCUUUUUAUAUUGUAGGAAUUUAAUAAUUGUCGAACUGCUUUUUAUAUUGUAGGAAUUUAAUAAUUUUUACGGUGUUUUAUUUCCUGUGAUAACAAUUAAAGAUGAUAUUGUGUAUUUUAGUUGUGAUUUACUAAUAUCUACUUUAUAUUUACUUUUUAGUAUUUGUUAAACAGAUUUUUUUUGUUAUUUUGACUGUAGCUUUUCAUUUAUCAAUUUGAACUGUUGUGACACUGCCAUUUACUGAAAGCUUUUUUUCAGUUAGAUCAUAAUUUCUGCUUACAGCAGUUUAAUAUCUUACCCAAGAAUUAAAAUCUGCAAUCAAUUCAUUUUGAUGGAGUUAAAUGUUAGCGUAAUUAUAAUCAUUAGGAUUAUUAUAAUCUCCAUUAAUUUCUGCCACGGUGAGAAGUGAAAAGUCCAUAGAGAAUAACUUUAUAGCCCUUUAUUUCUUUUAGUUCAUAUUUGAAUAUGUCGCUCUUUUAUAGAUAUAGGUUGACUGUUCAGAAGUUUGUGAAAGUUAACAUUAUUGUCAACAUCGUUAAACCAUAAUUAAAUUGCAAAUAUUUUUUGCACUGGAAGUUUGAUGGAAAAGUUCAUAAUUUGCUGUAUUUCUAAGAACUUGUGAGACACAACUACUUCAGUUGUUCUUUUUUAUUCAUUUGUAUGAGGACAUCAUCAAAUACUUAAUGUUUUAAUGUUAAAAAUGAUGUCAUUAAUCACAUUUUGAAAUGAUGCAUAGUUCUAAACAAUCCAGCCAAUGUGUUAGAACUUUUUAAACUUUACAAAUAUUUUUUUAAGUUUUGAUUUAUAUGAAAUAAGUACAAACAAGGAAUAUACAAUGUCUGUUCGUUAUCAGUUUCUGUUUGAUAGAAACACAUCUACAUAUGCUCUCCACGGCUCUUGUGAUGAUGAUUAUUUUCAUCUAAAAAAUCAAUGUAUAGUUAAAAAAUAUAUUUAUGAAAUAAAACUUCUGCUGUAUAUACAUGCUAUAUAUACUUUUAUAUUAUUACUCCAUUUGUACUCUACCUACUAAUGUAUAGAGUUUUUUAUUUAGUAUAUGUCAUAUUUUGAUGUUAUAAAAAUUAUAAACAGAAUUUUCUAUAGCCAUUGUGGACAUUUUAGCUUGUAUACUUUUCGAAGACAAAAAAGUGGAGUGUGUUGGCUUCGUGCAAAAGUUCAAUCUUUGACAUCACUCAAAACCUGCCUACAAUAUUCUGAUGAAUCUUAAUACACAUGUCGCUUAAGGCAUUAGGCACAUAUAUAUUAAGUUUCAUAACAUUGGCCUAAAAGGUUAUCAAGUCAUGGCCCAUGUUUGCUGGGGAAAAACAGGUAAUGUUUAUGAAAUGCCUCCACAGCGCUAUUGUUGUAUUUACAUCUUAAAUCAAUUUUAAAAUCAUUCAGCAGAACUUGCUCAUUCAAUAAGUAUUUUUAUAUUGUCAUGCUUUCUAUAUCCUUUAGGAGCCUCUAAAAUUUUGAACAAAACUUAAAGCAAUUUAAUUUGUUUCAAAAAGUUGUUAAAUUUUGGACAAAAUGCAUGGUCAUGAUCAAUAGAUUUACUCCGUAAUGUUUUUAAUCUAUAGGUACAAAUAACUGGUUAACCUUAUGACCUUUUGUCAUCUAAAUAAUUUAAUGGAUUAGCUGAAUUUUAAUAUGAAUAGAUCACCACACCAAUUUGGGCUUAAUGUGCUUGUACCUACAUGCAAAUUAGCGGAAAAACCUUUCUCACUGAAUUCCGGGUAACACCUAUUAAACUGAUCAGAUAUUGACCAUAAUGUUAGAGAGGUUGUGAACAAUUAAGUGUACUUGUGAAAUGUAGUUACACAUACACAUCAAAUGUGAAGGCUCCCUGAUAAUGGCAUAAAUAACUUUUGUUAUGCCAGUUCUUGAAAUUACCAAAAGCCCACAAGCCUGCAAGCCCUGCCCUGCUAACAUACUGUCCCGGCUUGCUCAAAUUCUGAUUUGAUAUCAUAUAGCAGGGCUUGUAUAUAGAAAUGAAUCCAAGUAUUAGUGUAAGAAGCCAAACUUAUUCAUUCAAAAGUCUAGUUUCAAAGACUGUUAUGCUAUUGAACACAUCAUUGUACAAUGUGUCAAUAUCUGAAUAAUCUUUUGCAAUUGUACAAGAUGUGGUAUUUCGUUCUGUUGUGAAAUGAUAAUUGUUCCGAUUAGUUCGGUAUUGUUUUUAUAUCAAUAAGUGGCUGUGUUAUCUGGAACAGGUUAUCCACCUUAUUCCAGUUUUUUUAGCUUAAUGGAUUGUUGUGCAGUUAAGAUGUAUAUAGAAUGCUGAGUGUGAAAACUGACUGUAUUUGUUGUUUGUUUGUGAUGUACAUAUCUUAUUUCUAUUUAAUAUUUUAAUUAGAAUCUGGGCUAAAGUUCAGGUUAGUUAAAUGUUGUGUCGCUUAAGAAGCUUAGAAGACACGUGUUAUAGGGAUUUCUUUGCGAGGCGUCGUCACACUUCUGUUUUUAUUUUAAUCUUUACUUUUCAAGGACUUGUUUUAGAGUCCUUAAAUUAAUAUGCACAUAAGUCAUGGCCAGUAGAUGAUUGUACUGAUUUGGGGGUCAUAAGGUGCUUUGUAUUCGUCCCAUAUUAAAUUUGAUUUGACAUCAUUGGACUGUGCCGACAGGCGACAGAUUCAGUUUUGCUGAAUUCUAGUUUUUAGCUCACCUGUCACGUAGUGACAAGGUGAGCUUUUGUGAUCACUCUUCGUCCGUCGUCCGUCCGUCCGUCCGUCCGUCCGUUCACAAUUGCUUGUGAACACAAUAGAGGUCACAAUUUUGACCUAAUCUUUAUGAAACUUGGUCAGACUGAUCAUCUCUAUAUAAUCUAGGUCAAGUUCGAUAUUGGGUCAUCUGGGGUCAAAAACUAGGUCACUAGGUCAAUUAGUACAAAAACCUUGUGAACACAAUAGAGGUCACAAUUUUAGCCUAAUCUCAAUGCAACUUGGUCAGAAUAAUCAUCUCUAUAAAAUCUAGGUCAAGUUCGAUAUUGGGUCAUCCGCAGUCAAUAAUUAGGUCACUAGGUCAAUUAUUAGAAAAACCUUGUGAACACAACAGAGGUCACAAUUUUGACCUAAUCUUUAUGAAACUUGGUCAGACUGAUCAUCUCUAUGAAAUCUAGGUCAAGUUCGAUAUUGGGUCAUCUGGGGUCAAAAACUAGGUCAGUAGGUCAAUUAGUAGAAAUACCUUGUGAACACAUUAGAGGUCACAAUUUUAGCCUAAUCUCAAUGCAACUUGGUCAGAAUGAUCAUCUCUAUAAAAUCUAGGUCAAGUUCGAUAUUGGGUCAUCCGCGGUCUAUAACUAGGUCACUAGGUCAAUUCGUAGAAAAACCUUGUGAACACAAUAGAGGUCACAAUUUUAGCCUAAUCUCAAUGCAAAUUGGUCAGAAUGAUCAUCGCUGUAAAAUGUAGGUCAAGUUUGAUAUUGGGUCAUUCACGGUCAAUAACUAGGUCACUAGUUUAGCUCACCUGUCACUUUGUGACAAGGUGAGCUUUUGUGAUUGCCUUUUGUCCGGCGUCCGUCGUGCGUCGUCCGUCAACAAUUUACUUAAAAGACAUCUCCUCCUUAACCGCUGGGCCAAUAUUAAUAAAACUUCAUAGGGAUGUUCCUUGGGUGGUCUUCUAUCAAAGUUGUUCAAAGAAUUCAAUUCCAUGCAGAACUCUGGUUGCCAUGGCAACCAAAAGGAAAAACUUUAAAAAUCUUCUUCUCCCAAUACACAAGGCUUAGGCCGUUGAUAUAUGGUAGGUAGGAUGACCAAAUGGUCCUCUACCAAGAUUGUUCAAAUUAUGGCCCUGGGGUCAAAAUUGGCCCUGCCCCGGGGGGUCAUGGGUUUUCUCUAUAUGUUUAUAGUGAAAACUUCAAAAAUCUUCUCCUCUGAACUUAAUUGGCCUAGAGCUUAGAUAUUUGUCAUGAUUCAUCGUCUAGUGAACCUCUACAAAGUUUGUUCAAAUUAUGGCCCUGGGGUCAAAAUUGGCCCUGCCCCGGGGGGUGAUGGGUAUUCUCUAUAUGUUUAUAGUGAAAACUUCAAAAAUCUUUUCCUCUUACUUACUUGGACUAGAGCUUAGAUAUUUGGCAUGAUUCAUCGUCUAGUGGACCUCUACAAAGAUUGUUCAAAUUAUGGCCUUGGGGUCAAAAUUGGCCCCACCCCGGGUGGUCAUGGGUAUACUUGAUAUGUUUAUAGUUAAAACUUCAAAAAUCUUCUCCUCUUAACUUACUUGGACUAGAGCUUAGAUAUUUGGCAUGAUUCAUCGUCUAGUGGACCUCUACAAAGAUUGUUCAAAUUAUGGCCCUGGUGUCAAAAUUGGCCCUGCCCCGGGGGGUCAUGGGUAUUCUCUAUAUGUUUAUAGUGAAAACUUCAAAAAUCUUUUCCUCUUAACUUACUUGGACUAGAGCUUAGAUAUUUGGCAUGAUUCAUCGUCUAGUGGACCUCUACAAAGAUUGUUCAAAUUAUGGCCUUGGGGUCAAAAUUGGCCCCACCCCGGGGGGUCAUGGGUAUACUUGAUAUGUUUAUAGUUAAAACUUCAAAAAUCUUCUCCUCUUAACUUACUUGGACUAGAGCUUAGAUAUUUGGCAUGAUUCAUCGUCUAGUGGACCUCUACAAAGUUUGUUCAAAUUAUGGCCCUGGGGUCAAAAUUGGCCCUGCCCGGGGGGUCAUGGGUAUUCUCUAUAUGUUUAUUGUGAAAACUUCAAAAAUCUUCUCCUUUGAACUUACUUGGACUAGAGCUUAGAUAUUUGGCAUGAUUCAUCGUCUAGUGGAACUCUACAAAGUUUGUUCAAAUUAUGGCCCUGGGGUCAAAAUUGGCCCCGCCCCGGGGUGUCAUGGGUAUUCUCUAUAUGUUUAUAGUUAAAACUUAAAAAAUCUUCUCCUCUAAACUUACUUGGACUAGAGCUUAGAUAUUUGGCAUGAUUCAUUGUCUAGUGGACCUUUACAAAGAUUGUACAAAUUAUGGCAUUGGGGUCAAAAUUGGCCCCGCCCCGGGGGGUCAUGGGUUUUCUCUAUAUGUUUAUAGUUAAAACUUCAAAAAUCUUCUCCUCUUAACUUACUUGGACUAGAGCUUAGAUAUUUGGCAUGAUUCAUCGUCUAGUGGACCUCUACAAAGUUUGUUCAAAUUAUGGCCCUGGGGUCAAAAUUGGCCCUGCCCCGGGGGAUCAUGGGUAUUCUCUAUAUGUUUAUUGUGAAAACUUCAAAAAUCUUCUCCUUUGAACUUACUUGGACUAGAGCUUAGAUAUUUGGCAUGAUUCAUCGUCUAGUGGAACUCUACAAAGUUUGUUCAAAUUAUGGCCCUGGGGUCAAAAUUGGCCCCGCCCCGGGGUGUCAUGGGUAUUCUCUAUAUGUUUAUAGUUAAAACUUAAAAAAUCUUCUCCUCUAAACUUACUUGGACUAGAGCUUAGAUAUUUGGCAUGAUUCAUUGUCUAGUGGACCUUUACAAAGAUUGUUCAAAUUAUGGCAUUGGGGUCAAAAUUGGCCCCGCCCCGGGGGGUCAUGGGUUUUCUCUAUAUGUUUAUAGUGAAAACUUCAAAAAUCUUCUCCUUUAAACUUACUUGGACUAGAGCUUAGAUAUUUGGCAUGAUUCAUCGUCUAGUGGACCUCUACAAAUAUUGUUCAAAUUAUGGCCUUGGGGUCAAAAUUGGCCCCACCCCGGGGGGUCAUGGGUAUACUUGAUAUGUUUAUAGUUAAAACUUCAAAAAUCAUCUCCUCUUAACUUACUUGGACUAGAGCUUAGAUAUUUGGCAUGAUUCAUCGUCUAGUGGACCUCUACAAAGAUUGUUCAAAUUAUGGCCCUGGGGUCAAAAUUGGCCCCGCCCUUGGGUGGUCAUGGGUUUUCUCUAUAUGUUUAAAGUAAAAAAAAUCAAAAAUCUCCUCUGAACUUAUGUUGCUUAGAGCUUAGAUAUUUGGCAUGAUUCAUCGUCUAGUGGACCUUUACAAAGAUUGUUCAAAUUAUGGCCUUGGGGUCAAAAUUGGCCCCGCCCCGGGGGGUUAGGGUAUUCUCUAUAUGUUUAUAGUUAUAACUUCAAAAAUCUUCUCCUCUGAACUUACUUGGACAGAGCUUAGAUAUUUGGCAUGAUUCAUCGUCUAGUGGACCUCUACAAAGUUUGUUCAAAUUAUGGCCUUGGGGUCAAAAUUGGCCCUGUCCCCUUGGGGGGUCAUGGGUUUUCUCUAUAUGUUUAUAGUGAAAACUUCAAAAAUCAUCUCCUCUGAACUUACGUUGCUUAGAGCUUAGAUAUUUGGCAUGUUUCAUCGUCUAGUGGAACUCUACAAAGUUUGUUCAAAUUAUGGCCCUGGGGUCAAAAUUGGCCACACCCCGGAGCUGAUGGGUUUUCUCUAUAUGUGUUAUAGUGAAAACUUAAAAAAUCUUCUCCGAACUCACAAAGACAAGUAACGUCUUAAUUUAAACUGGAUAACAUAUUUAGUGCACAUACCAAUUUUCAAUAUGGGCCACAUACAACAAUUAAUAACAAAUAUACAUAUAUAGAUACACACGUAAAAUCAAGUAGUGACAAGAGCUUAGAUAUUUGGCAUGAUAUAUCAUCUAGUUGACUUGUACCAAUAUUGUUCAAUAUUUGGCCCUGGGGUCAAAAAAUGGCCCCACCCGGGCGGUCAUGGGUUUCCUUAUAUAUAUGUAUAUGAUGAAAACUUAAAAAAUCUUCUUCUCCGAAACCAAAAGGCGAAGGCCUUAGAUAUUUGGUAUGAAGCAUUGUUUAUUGGACCACUAUUAAGAUUGUUCAAACUUUAGCCCUGGGGUCAAAAUUGGCCACGCCCCGUGUUCAUUGGCUUAGGUUUUUAAUAUUUGUAUAUAAUGGAAGAAUGUGCAAUAUAUGACAGGUGAGCGAUUCAGUGCCAUUUGGCCCUCUUGUUUAGUUAUGUUUGCUAUUGUGCCUCUAUGUUACUGUGCUAUUCAAGUUGUGUGUUUUAACUUCAUAGAAUCUAAUUAUUUAUUCUUUAAUUCACCCAACUGUUGUAAAAAUGGCCUAUUUAAUGAUAGCUGGUUGCACUUUUAAAAAAAAUCUGUGGAUGAGUUGUCAGUAACUGAUGCAACGUUGGUAAAACCCUUUCUACUGAGUAGUGCUAACAAAUAAAUUGUAAUGCCAUAUUGGUUCGUUUUGAUUAUAAGUCAAUUCAUGAUGGGAAUUGUGAUGUUUACAUCAGGUGCUGACUGAAAAAUAGUGAUGUUCAUACUGGUUUGUAACGUACAGUUCACUAACAAAUUUGCUGUUUAGAGUGUAUAUUGUUCGCAAUAAAUUUGUUUAUCCAUUCAUGUUUGGUGAUAGACACAAAUAUUUACAUUUCCCCAGUUCUUUGUAUAGAUAAAACUUGAAGUUCAUAUUGUAUAGAUAAAACAAAAUGUUAUGAUGUCAUUAUUUAUUUCAAUAUUAUUUCAAUAUUAUUUAUUAUGAUGUCAUUAUUUAUUUCAAUAUUAUUUCAAUAUUAUUUAUUUCAAUAUUGGAUGAAUGUGACGUUAUUUAAACAAUGAUGUACAACGUUACAUAAAUCAGCUAUUUCUUUUAUACAAACAUUUGUUGUUGAUUAUAUUUCUUUAAGAACAAAUACUGAAUUGCAGAAGAUACUGCUAAUUUUUAAUCAUAAUACUUUUUCCUAAAGUUGCAUAUAUGCUGUACGAAGGCAGCAAUUCAAGUUAGAAAAUUACCAAGAAGGUCUAGCGCGCUUCAUGGAAUUUAUUCGCAUGCCCUACUGGGUUCGUACAGCAUAAAUGCAAGAAAAAAUGUGAUCAAUCCUUAAAUAAAAUCCCUAAUAUUUCAAGCACAAUUUUGUUGACACAUGUACCAGGGUUGAUCUUGAAUUUCUUAUUUUCUUGACAUAUUUUUUCUAAUGAUAUAUUGGGGAAUUGAUAUUUACAAAUAAGAAAUAUGAUCAAAUUACAGAUUUUUAUUGAGAAAUUAAUUUGAUAUUUUCAGCUUCAUUUUUUCCUACAAUGUUUUUAGGUUUUCAAUUUUGAUUGUAAUUCAUGGAUGCAUUCACCAAACAGAUGGCAUUAAUAGGGGCCAAUACAUGUCAAGGACUUCAUGUACUGGAGACUCAUGAUUUGUUUUUCUCCUUUUUUUCAAUAGUUUUAUUUUUCUUUAAAUGUACACCUAACUAUAUUUUUGGUGUGAAUUAAACAUGUUUUGUAUAUAUUUCCUCGCCACUGCUUUAUCAAAUGCCUUCUUUUUUAUUUACUAUUAUUACGUGUAUUUACAUAGUAAUUGUGUAGACUAUUUUACUGCAAUAAAUCUUCAUUUACCUAAUGAA
Messenger RNA from Mya arenaria, 10076 nucleotides. Its product is annotated as amyloid beta A4 precursor protein-binding family B member 1-interacting protein-like. The transcript has 12 exons. The record is from RefSeq and is a predicted model, not a curated record. Lineage: Eukaryota; Metazoa; Mollusca; Bivalvia; Myida; Myidae. The coding region runs from base 10 to 1218 and encodes 402 amino acids.